CCGUGGAUGGCGAAAUACUUUCAAAAUGGGCAACUGGAUCAUUAACCAUGGACUGUCAUCCUUCAUACUGGUGGUCUGGAUGUCCAUCAACAUAUUCCUGUUCCUUUGGUUCUAUUUCUUCUACGACUUGGGGGAUCAGUUUUUCUACACACGCCACAUUUUAGGGUCUGCCUUGGCCUGGGCCAGAGCCCCUGCAGCCGUCCUCAACUUCAACUGCCUGCUGAUUCUGCUGCCUGUGUGUCGGAACCUGCUGUCUCUCAUCCGGGGCUCCUUCAUGUGCUGUGGGCGAACUAUGAGAAAACAGCUGGACAAAAAUAUCAGUUUCCACAAGCUGGUGGCCUACAUGAUUGGCCUGAUGACAGCUGUUCACACAAUUGCCCAUUUGCUGAAUGUGGAGUGGUACUACAAUAGCAGGCUUGGGGAGUAUGAUGACCUCAGCACGGCCCUGUCCAGCCUGGAUGACUCGGGCAACAGCACCUUCCUGAACCCAAUCCGUUCUACAACCACUACUCCGACCCUCCUGGUGUUCACCAGCAUCGCUGGGAUCACAGGCGUAAUCAUCACGCUGUCACUCAUCCUCAUGAUCACCUCAUCCAUGGAGGUCAUCAGGCGCAGCUACUUUGAGGUCUUCUGGUUCACACACCACCUCUUCAUUGUCUUCUUCGCUGGGCUGGUCAUCCAUGGAGCCGGACGCAUCGUGCGAAGUCAGACAACCACCGAUCCACCACAUAAUACCACCUUCUGUAAAGAUCGGACAGAUGACUGGGGGAUGAUUCCGGAGUGUCCCAUCCCUCAGUUUGCAGGGGGGUUCCCACAGACCUGGAUGUGGGUGAUCGGUCCCAUGGUCCUCUAUGUGUGCGAACGCUUGCUGCGCUUCGUCCGCUACAUGCAGAGCGUCAAAUACAGAAAGAUAGUUAUUCGACCGUCCAAAGUGUUGGAGCUGCAGCUGGUGAAGAACGGUUUCAAGAUGGACGUGGGUCAGUAUGUCUUCCUCAACUGCCCAGCCAUCUCCCAGCUGGAGUGGCACCCCUUCACCAUGACCUCGGCCCCUGAGGAGGACUUCUUCAGCGUGCACAUCCGCUCCGUGGGGGACUGGACCCAGAAACUCAUCAGCAUUGUGGAGCAGCUUCCUGAGGGGGAUGAGGGACCCAAAAUGGGUGUGGACGGACCGUUUGGUACAGCCAGUGAGGAUGUGUUUGACUACGAGGUCGCCAUGCUGGUUGGCGCUGGCAUUGGAGUCACCCCCUUCGCCUCCAUCCUCAAGUCCAUCUGGUACAAAUUCAAAGAAUCCAACCCCAAGCUACGCACCAGAAAGAUCUACUUCUAUUGGUUGUGCAGGGAGACGCAUGCCUUUGAGUGGUUUGCAGAUCUGCUGCAGGUGCUGGAGAGGGAGAUGGAGGAAAGAGGCAUGGGAGACUUUCUCACCUACAAACUCUACCUCACUGGAUGGGAUCAGAGCCAUGCAACUCAUGUGAUGGUUCAUGCCGAUGAGGACACGGAUGUGGUCACUGGUCUGAAGCAGAAAACCAACUAUGGCAGGCCCAACUGGGAUAAGGAGUUUGAACAAGUGCGCAAAGAGAAUCCGACGUCAGUGGUGGGCACGUUCUUGUGUGGCCCUGCAGUCUUAGGUACAGUCUUGUCAAAGAAAUGUGUCAAAUACACGGACGUCGAUCCCCGAAAGACCAAAUUCUACUUCAACAAGGAGAACUUUUGAGCAAAACAAUGUCUAAUCUGCUCCCCAUGAAGGAAAAGCUGGUUCUUUGCUCUUCCAAAAUGUUUGCAACAGAGAUGUUUUAGACCAUUCAUCUGAACACAAUGGAUGAUGACCGAUCCUGGUACGCUGUCUAAUACUUAUUUUACAUAGGAUUCACAGUAUGUUGCCUGUAAAAACAAUUGUGCAAUGUCUGUAUGAUCCCAUUUCAAAUGGCCCCAUCUUUACCUCUUUCUUGUCGGCAUUCACCAUUUAUAUAGCCAUUACUUAGGCAGCAACUGAGCAAGAGACAUUCAACUUUGACCAUGUUGUUGUGACUGUUGUCAUGGUAACCUGAUGCUGCAAGCAGCAUUGAGCUUGCCAGUUUGUAGUCCUAAAAACCGGACAUUAAACCCACAGAUAGAACAAUGAGACAGAUAUUUCACCAGAUGUAUA
Coregonus clupeaformis (lake whitefish) is the source of this 2146-nucleotide messenger RNA. RefSeq names its product cytochrome b-245 heavy chain. Gene Ontology annotation, biological process: defense response; superoxide anion generation. Gene Ontology annotation, molecular function: superoxide-generating NAD(P)H oxidase activity. The transcript is spliced from 13 exons. The record is from RefSeq and is a predicted model, not a curated record. NCBI's taxonomy places the organism in Eukaryota, Metazoa, Chordata, Actinopteri, Salmoniformes, Salmonidae. Gene Ontology annotation, cellular component: NADPH oxidase complex; plasma membrane. The coding region runs from base 26 to 1714 and encodes 562 amino acids.